Messenger RNA from Pollicipes pollicipes, 1167 nucleotides. RefSeq names its product dynein assembly factor 1, axonemal-like. Gene Ontology annotation, biological process: axoneme assembly. Gene Ontology annotation, cellular component: axoneme. NCBI's taxonomy places the organism in Eukaryota, Metazoa, Arthropoda, Thecostraca, Pollicipedomorpha, Pollicipedidae. The record is from RefSeq and is a predicted model, not a curated record. Gene Ontology annotation, molecular function: dynein complex binding; protein binding.
UGUGGUGUUGAUCGUUGCACGGGUGGUUACUGUAGAAAGCAAGGCCAGUAUUCAUAGGGCAGCUAUUUCAAAGAUAGUGGUAGUAAGUUGGUGGUGACGUGAAAUACGAGUCCAAAUAUUUUAUGUUGUUCUCUGCAUAACUCGAAUUACAAAGAAGGGUUAGUCCCUGAGUCAUGCCGGAGCCGAUUGUCUCGGAAACGGUCCCAACAUGUGGGGAGCUGGAACACACACCUUGCCCUGACAACGAAAAGGAUGAAGAGAGUAGUCUGGACAUCACUUACAGUGAGAAAGAGGGUGGCCUGCCUCAGGAAGCGGAUGCUGGUUCCGACAGUCAGCGUGGAGAUGAAGAAAACAAAGGUAACCCGUCAGAGCUGAGCCCAGCGAAAGACUCCGCCAAGUGGCCGCGAAUGACCAAGGAAAGCUUAAAGAAAAUCUGCAGGGACAUGAAGUUGUACAGUACUCCAUACUUGAACGAUGUUCUGUACCUGCACUUCAAAGGGUUUACCAAAAUAGAAAAUAUUGAGGAGUACACUGGGCUGCGUUGUUUAUGGCUUGAGAACAACGGCAUCAGCCGCAUUGAAAACCUGGAGAACAACACUGAACUGCGGUCUCUGUUUCUCCACCACAACCUGCUCAAGAAGAUAGAGAAUUUGGAUCGCUUGAUUAAUCUGGACACCUUGAAUUUGAAGCACAACUUCAUUUCCCAAAUCAGCGGCCUUGGCUGCCUGCCAAAGCUGACCAACUUGCAGAUCUCCCACAAUCACCUGACGGAAACGGAGGACAUCCGCCAUCUGGUGAGCUGCUGCUCACUGUCUGUCGUGGACUUGUCACACAAUCGGCUCUACGACAGCUCAAUCGUCGACGUCUUUGAAGAGAUGAAGGAACUUCGUGUAGUUUAUCUGAUGGGAAACCCGGCCCUGAGAACUAUCCAGGACUACCGCAGGAUCAUGACCGUCCGCGUGAAGAGGUUGACGUAUCUAGACGAGCGGCCAGUGUUUCCAAAGGACCGCGCGUGUGCUGAGGCUUGGGCCCGUGGAGGCCGUGAGGAGGAGCGGGCGGAGCGUGACCGCUGGAAUCCAAAUGGAAAGGAAACGAAUCGAGGACAGCGUGAAUUCGAUCGCUUCGCUGAAGACGCGCAUCAGACUAUUUGCGGACGCUGACAAAAAG